AUCCAAGACCUAGAAUCUCUCUCUCUCUCCGAUGGCGAAAAGUAGCAGCAGCACAAAGAAGCGAAAGCUCUCCAAAACCCCAGAAACCAGAAAACCCAACAAGAAGAAACCCGAAAAAGCCCCCGCCCAUUCCGACUCGUCCGAUUCUGAUUCAGAGUCCCAGUCCGAUAAGCUCCAUAAGCUUCUCGAACCCUAUUCCAAAGACCAGCUCAUCGAUUUCCUCACCGACGCCGCCCUCUCGGACCCUACCCUCCUCCGUCACAUCCGGUCCACCGCCGAUCUCGAUGUCUCCCACCGCAAGAUCUUCGUCCAUGGCCUCGCCUGGGACACCACCCGCGACACUCUCAUCUCCGCCUUCGAGCCCUACGGCCCGAUCGAGGACUGCAACGUCGUCGUUGACAAGCUCACCGGCAAGGCCAAGGGCUACGGCUUCGUUCUCUUCAAAUCCCGCUCCGCUGCUUCCAAAGCCCUAAAACAGCCCCAGAAGAAGAUCAACAACCGCCCCGCUUACUGCCAGCUGGCGUCUGUGGGCCCCGCCCCUCUCAACCAGGCCCAUGAUAGUGCCGGGAGGAAGAUCUACGUCAGCAACGUGCAUGCCGAUGCCGACAGGGACAAGCUGCGAACGUUCUUUGCGCGGUUCGGGGAGAUCGAGACUGGCCCGCUGGGAUUCGACACGCUGUCAGGGAAGUCGAGGGGGUUUGCGCUGUUCGUGUACAAGACCCAGGAAGGUGCGAAGAAGGCCCUGGAGGAGCCUUACAAGAUGUUCGAGGGGCAUCAGCUGCAUUGCCAGAAGGCGGCAGAGUCGUCACAGAAAUCAAAGGCUAUGGCUUUCCCACAGCAGCUGGUGCCGGGGCCUGCUGCGCUGGCGGCUGCAGCCGCAGCGCAGAACAUGGCACUGUUUAUGCAGAAUCCGAGCCUGAACCCAGCUCUCAGCGCAUUGCUUGCAAACCCGAGCACGGGGUUGAUUCCGCGGCCAGUGAACCCGUUAGUGGCAGCUGCAGCAGGGCCAGCGGUAAAUGCUGGCAUCGGGGCAGCUCAGUUGGGAGGUGCCCCUGCCGUGGGUUCGGCUAGUUAUGGAGUGUCAUCCCAUGGGUUAGGGAGUGUGGGUGGGAGUUCGUUGGCACUCGGGUCGUAUAGUUCACAGGCUUCUGCAGCCUUGCAAGAGCUGCAGUCCUAUCAGAAAGCACAUCUUGGCCAGUCGUCGGGGGGUAGGACGUACCCGACGGGUGGGUCCUUGAGUGGGCUGCCGCCUUAUGUGUGAUAGAGUGCCACAGAUAUAAAAGGGAUGAAGCUGGUGCAAUAUUGAAGUGCCUCUUUUGAAGGGCAUAUUCUCUUUCAACUACUUGCUGUGGAAUUAGCAAUAUGAAGAAGCACUGAGCUUUUGGUUAUUGUAUUUCAACAUUUUAUGAUUUAGUCUAGACCACAGCUAUUAUUUUUGAAACUUGGUUCAGUGCUUGCCCCCCUCUUUUUUUGUUUCUUUUGUUUUCUUUUGGUUAGUUUUACUGAUACAUAAGUAUCAUAUACUACAUGUCUUGUUUAGCAGACAUUUUGAUUUCUGAUUUUCUUCCUUAAUCUGUCUCUUUGUACUUCCUUUUCCAUA
This is a messenger RNA of Magnolia sinica, 1600 nucleotides long. RefSeq names its product UBP1-associated protein 2B-like. Gene Ontology annotation, molecular function: RNA binding. Bases 32 to 1261 code for a protein of 409 amino acids. NCBI's taxonomy places the organism in Eukaryota, Viridiplantae, Streptophyta, Magnoliopsida, Magnoliales, Magnoliaceae. The record is from RefSeq and is a predicted model, not a curated record. The transcript is spliced from 2 exons.